AAAUUGUUUCGAGCGCCAUUCUGUGCAGAAAAGCAAACUGUAACAGGUGGAGGUAGUGUUUUGACCAAUCAGUUCUAGAGGCUCGAGCAGAGGGGUAUAAAUUUGAGGCGGUUUCCUUAGAAACGUCUGCCACUGGAGAGUUGAACGCAAGAGCCCGAGAUAUCUGACAAGGAAUACGUGUGAUGAACAGGAAGUUGCAGCAAAGCAUCCUCCAGACAUUUUCCUCCCCCCAUGGGCUCUGGACAACACAAUGUCUGAUGUGAAAGUCUGUCCCACUGUGAGUGGAAAUCCUCCUCCACCAGAGGUCAUAAAUCCCAAAAAGCCUGGACGUGUAACCAAUCAGCUACAGUAUCUGGAGAAGGUCGUGAUCAAAGCUUUAUGGAGGCAUCAGUUCUCAUGGCCUUUUCGCCAGCCAGUUGAUGCAGUGGCACUGCGUCUCCCAGAUUAUUAUACAAUUAUUACAAAUCCUAUGGAUCUGAGCACUAUUAACAAGCGUCUUCAAAACAAAUACUACUGGCAAGCAUUUGAGUGUAUACAAGACUUCAACACCAUGUUCACCAACUGCUACAUGUACAAUCGGCCUGGAGAUGAUAUUGUUUUUAUGGCACAGACCCUGGAGAAGGUGUUUUUGCAGAAAGUGUCCCAAAUGCCUAAGGAAGAGUGUGAAAUUGCAUCACUCACUGCAAAGGAAGCUGUGAAAGGGCGAAAGAUGAAUGCAGCAAUAAAGCAGAGACCCAUGAUGUCAGAAGUUGUUCUCCAGCAGACAGUGACUGUCAUUCCAACCGAUGUGCCUCAGUUCAUCCCACCCAUUCAUCUGUCUGCACAAAUUGAUGCAACAAUUAAAAAAGGCUUUAAGAGGAAAGCAGACCCUGCACCGUCCACCACAUCAGUGACGACCAACAGCGAGGUAUCCGCUGCGGGGAACUGUUCAGCACCUUGUACAUUAUUCUCCAGAAGAGGCAGUGGAAGGCCCAUCAGACCUCCUAAGAAAGAUUUGCCUACCUUUGAGGGAAAGAAAGUCAGACUGUCUGAGCAGCUCAGGUACUGCAAUGACAUCCUGAAGGAAAUGCUCUCGAAGAGACACUAUGCGUAUGCAUGGCCCUUUUAUGCCCCUGUUGAUGCGGUUGCUUUGGGCUUGCAUGACUACCAUGACAUCAUCAAACAGCCUAUGGACCUGAGCACCAUCAGGAAUAAGAUGGAUGAACGAGAGUAUGGAAAUGCAAAGCAGUUUGCUGCUGAUGUCCGACUGAUGUUCUCCAAUUGUUACAAAUACAAUCCACCUUCACAUGAAGUGGUCUACAUGGCAAGAAAACUGCAGGAAGUCUUUGAGGCCCGAUAUCUGAAGGUUCCCCAAGAGACAGAGGGAUGUUCCACACCUCAUCAGCGGGCUGACAAGGGAAAAGGAGACAGAGUUGGAAGUCUGUCGACCUCAGCAAGUUCUGAAAGCGAAAGCUCCACAGAGACGGAGAGUUCUUCGGAAGAGGUGGCCACACAGCUGGCCAAUCUGAAAGAGCGGUUGAAAGCGGUCAGUGAUCAGCUGAACAGACUUACGAAGGUGCCUCUCAUAAAACCAAAGAAGAAAGACAAGCUGAAAAAGGAAAAAAGAUCCAAAGAAAAGGACAUUGCUGCACUAAAGCACAAAUCCUUGAAAUACAAAGCUAUGGUAGAAAAAAUGGCCACCAACAAGAGCUCCACUGUGCAUGGUAACAAACACAAUAUUCAGUGUGCCUUACCUUUGAAAUGUGAGGAUGGGGCCCCGGUGUUUCCAGUGACUUACCAGGAGAAGAAGCAGUUGAAAUUGGACAUUGACAAGCUACCUGGUGACAAACUUGGCAAGUUGGUGAAAAUCAUUCAUGCCAGGGAGGCCUGUCUGCGAGGUUCCUCUCUAGAGGAGAUUGAGGUUGACUUUGAAAUGCUCAAGCCUUCCACACUGCGAGCCCUACAGAGAUUUGUUGCAACAUGUCUGAAGAAAUGCAACAAGAACAACAGUACAGAAAAAAAGCGGAUGCCCACAGGAGGAAUUCAGACUGGGAAACUAAAAGAUGCUGAGAAAUCUGUGGUUGCCAGUAAAGAGCAGCACCUGAUUAAGAAAAAAAAGUCAGUAGCAGAAAAAGUCAUGACGUCUCCCGACUUCAACUACCCUUCAUGCGUCAGUGAUAGCAGUAGCAGCAGCAGCUCAUCAUCCAGCUCUGACAGCAGCAGCACCACCAUUAGUAGUCAUUCUAGCACUUCUGAUAGCACUGACUCUGAAUCAGUGCCAAAAUCAAAGAAGCAGAAAAGUAAAGACCCUGGCAAAAAGGUUAAGACAAAGUCAAAGGUGACUCAUGCUGCCUGUAGUAAGCAGAUAUCGGAGACUAAAGAUUUGACAAAAUCUUCGGUCAAGGAUUGUCAGCCUCUUCUUGCUGUGCAGUCCUCAGUAGCAGAAACCAAAGCCCAGCCAACGCACAACAAUGCAGACCAGACGUGUGACAAUCUGACUUUAUCACCUCCAGAUUUGUCUGCCCUUUUGUCCCCCAUGGCAUCUCCGGCAGUUUUGCUAGACUGGACUGCUGCCAGAUUUGAGCAAGGCCCGGUGUUGUCCCCUUUGAGAGACAGCCCUCUGCAAUCCAAAGAGGAGACAAGUUUCAGAUACCCUGAGACGUUUCCUGAAAGUCAGGUGACUAAAGUGCCUUACGCCAGCACAGAAAGUAAAUCUGCUGAAGAGGAAAAAUCCCAAAAUCCCAAAAAGGACAUUAUUCUGAAAAAUGCUGAGUCUUGGGCAAGACUGGCGAGGCAGUCGGUCACUCCAACUGCAAUCAAGUCCUCAAAGGAAAGCUUCCAGCAGUUUCGUAAGGCUGCCAUAGAAAAGGAAGAACGAGAAAAGGCACUGAAGAAGAAAGAGGUGGAAGGGACCAAGGAGAGGGAGGUUCCUGAAAAGAGCAGAUAUUCUCCUAGCUCACCAGGCCGAUGUAAAGCAGACCCAGAAACCCCACAACCUGUUAAAGAGGAUACUGAUUCAUCAGUGGCCACCUUAGAUAUUCCUAAAGAUGCUGAGCAGCAGAUUCCAGAGUCUCCCAUAGAAACACAGCUUCUGACCACACAGUCCUCAGUGGACAGAGAAAGAGAGGCGGCACGCAAAAAGGAGCAAGAACGUCGCAGGCGAGAGGCCAUGUCUGGUAUUGACAUGACUAUGCAGCGAGACAUCAUGACUACAUUUGAGCUUAACCUGGACUAAAAAGCAACUCGACAACAUCGCCCCUCUGUGCUGGACCUCUGCAUGUCGAGAAUAAUUCGAGCCGUUGGUUUUUUUUCUUGGGCAUAAAAGACGACGUCAACCUUGUGUAUGUUCUUCAGACUUAUAAAUAAAUUGUUAAUUGUGAAAAAAAACAUAAAUAAAAUAUUAAUGGGUCUUGCCCUUAAUUUGCAUUUGAAA
Scatophagus argus is the source of this 3412-nucleotide messenger RNA. RefSeq names its product bromodomain, testis-specific (gene brdt). NCBI's taxonomy places the organism in Eukaryota, Metazoa, Chordata, Actinopteri, Scatophagidae. The transcript is spliced from 20 exons. Gene Ontology annotation, cellular component: nucleus; chromatin. The coding region runs from base 251 to 3214 and encodes 987 amino acids. The record is from RefSeq and is a predicted model, not a curated record. Gene Ontology annotation, biological process: positive regulation of transcription elongation by RNA polymerase II; chromatin remodeling.